CGCAGGCCGCAGGGCUCGGAGCGAACGUCCGCACGGGGCCCGGAGCCGGCCGCGCGGUGCGGGCCAAUCAGCGGCGGCGGCUCGCGGCCCCCGAACGUUGGGGACACCCCGGCCCCGCCCCGCGCCGUUGUUUGUGGUGUCGGCGGUCGCGCGGGCCGGACCACAACACUCGCCGGCGGCGGCGGCGGCGGCGGCGGCGGCGGCGGCGAGGGAGCCGAGCGCGGGGCCUCCCGCGGCCGCCCAGCCCGGGGGCGCGCGCCGGAGCCAUGUCGGUGAACAUGGACGAGCUGCGGCACCAGGUCAUGAUCAACCAGUUCGUGCUGGCCGCGGGCUGCGCGGCCGACCAGGCGAAGCAGCUGCUGCAGGCGGCGCACUGGCAGUUCGAGACCGCGCUGAGCACGUUCUUCCAGGAGACCAACAUUCCCGGCAGCCACCCCCACCCGCAGAUGGUAAGGGGCGCGCGCUGUCAGCGCCGUGACAGCCAUGUUGCCGGGCGCCGCGCCGCGAUGUAA
This is a messenger RNA of Sorex araneus (European shrew), 512 nucleotides long. RefSeq names its product UBA like domain containing 2 (gene UBALD2). The transcript is spliced from 2 exons. Lineage: Eukaryota; Metazoa; Chordata; Mammalia; Eulipotyphla; Soricidae. The record is from RefSeq and is a predicted model, not a curated record. Bases 267 to 512 code for a protein of 81 amino acids. Gene Ontology annotation, molecular function: protein binding.